UCCCACACACCUCAUCCCCAGCCCCCACCUCAUCCCCCCCCCCAAGCCAAUUAGCAAUCCACGUGAUGAGGUUUAAAUAGCUACGCCCGGGUCCGACCCAGUCCUGGCGGGUCUCGUUCAGGAGGCGAGAGAGCGCACAGCGGGAAGAAGGAGAAAACGAAUUCGUCGAAGAUGAAGGUGGUGAUGAUGAUGUGUCGGGGAUUGUUGAUAUUCCCAGUCGGCCUCUGUCUCGCAUGCUUUCUCGGUCUCGCCGCCUGCGACGAUCCGCACAAAUCCGCCGGUGGAGAGAACGGCGCAACGGGGGCAGCAGCAGCAGCAGCAGCUGCAGCAGCUGAGGGUGUUCCAGCCACCGCCGCAGCCGCCUUUGUCUCUCUCCACCGAUUUCCGCCGCCGUUUCUCCGCCACAUUUUGGACCACAGCGCCGUUGCCGGUGGAGUUGGUGGUGGUGGUGGAGUUGGUGGUGGUGGAGUUGGUGGUGGUGGAGUUUCCACCGGGACGCGUGGGUCGCGAGUCCCCGGCGACUCCCACCACCACAACAACAACAACCACCACCACCGCCACCACGUGCGCUACAUGCGCGCGCUGUACCGGCGGGAGGCGGACGAGGACGGGAGGCCGCGGGGCGGUCCCAGCGCCAUCCCCAGCAACACCGCGAGACUCAUCCCGCCCGCCCGGCUCGGCCGAGCCCCGGGGGACCCCGCGGCCACAGCCGAGGUGGUGACCUUUGACCUGCGUGCGGUGCCGCGUGGGGAGCUGGUCCUGCGCGCUGCCCUCGUGUACCCUGGGGACGCCCACGGCCGCUCCGCGUGCUCCCUGCGGAUGUUGCCGGGGAAUUUCGUCGGAGCGGACCACGGAGCUGCGAAGCCCGCGGAAGACCCAGAGGCCAGCGGCGGUGACCCCAGCCUGGACCCGAACUUAAACCCAAACCGAGAGAUGAUGCCAAGGCCCAGUGCAGACCCCAGCCGGAACCCUCAACCGAAACCCAAACCUGACCUGGACUCCAACCCAGAUCUUGCACAGAACCUCACCGCAAAUCCGACUCCGGACUCCAACCCAGACGUUCCACCGAAACUCAACGCCGAGGCCACUCCACUCUCCAACGGGGACCUCGUCUCAGACCACGAGCUGGAGGCUCCCGCGAGGGUGUCGCUGGGCGAGUGGUUCGAGGUGGACGUCACGGGGCCCGUGUCGCGCCUCUUGAACCACCCUGGCUCUUCGUCUCCCACCACCACCUCCUCCUCCCCGCUGCCGGCGCUCCGCGUGGCUUGGAGCUGCGCGCCCGUCCCACGUCGUGCUCCCGUGCCGCCGUUUCUCCUCAUAUACUCGAACGACCUCCUGGGGGUGGCGGCAGCGGCGCCGCCUCCGGCAGGAGAGGAAAAGUCUGAGGAGUUGGAGCUCCCCUCGCCGGGGUUCCUCGGGGAUAUCCCGGGGUCCCUGGAAGGGGACCACCACGACCACCACGACCACCACCCCCGCCUGGCGUCUCGCGGGGAGCCGGGUUGGGCAAAGUGUUGA
Messenger RNA from Lethenteron reissneri (Far Eastern brook lamprey), 1515 nucleotides. Its product is annotated as WAS/WASL-interacting protein family member 1-like. The record is from RefSeq and is a predicted model, not a curated record. NCBI's taxonomy places the organism in Eukaryota, Metazoa, Chordata, Hyperoartia, Petromyzontiformes, Petromyzontidae.